This is a messenger RNA of Trichobilharzia regenti, 3569 nucleotides long. Lineage: Eukaryota; Metazoa; Platyhelminthes; Trematoda; Strigeidida; Schistosomatidae. The record is from the annotation of a GenBank genome assembly.
AUGAUCAUAGAAAGAGUAAAUUCAGAGUCGAAGAAGUUGGUGUGUUCGUGCAAUGACAAUUCUCAAUGCACAAAAAAGUCAGGUAACCACAAUGAUGUGAAACGAAACAAAAUGGGUCGAUGUUCUGUGGAAUCAGGUGGUAAAUGCUAUGCCGCCAGAGUGAUAGAUAGAGGAUUACUCGGAAAUUUUAUUCGCUUGAAAAUGUUGGAUGGUACAAACAGUUUUAAAGAUUCAUCGCUAUCGGUGGAAACAAAACCUGAUAUUUCGAAAAAUUUUAUCAGAAUUAUAUACGGAUGCAUCGAUUCGUAUGAAAAAGUGGUACUUGCCUGCAGUAGCUAUCUCACAAAACAUGCCAUUCCACAAUCAAUUGAGUGCUGUGAUUCUGGUAAUAUGUGUAACGCUGCUCUGUUUCCGAAGUUUCACCAUUAUAGCGAGGACAUAGAAGCGGUGGAAAGUGCACUGAAACAUAUAAAGAAAAGCGGCUUUUGGAGAGAGGGUAGCUUUGUAAGGGAGAAUACAGGUUUCAAGCCAAAUCUCAAUUUGGGUCCAGAUAUGUUGAUUGCUCGCACAUCUAUCAGAAGUAUGCACAAUAGAAACCUGAUUAAAAGUGAAAUGUCGAAAGAACACUUAACUUUUGACUCUGAGACUGCAUAUAUCUUUAAUACUGUACCAGUGGUGACAUACAGUUUAGUAUUCUUCAUACUGUCAAUUAUUCUCGCACUUGUUGGCUAUAUUUAUAAGCGUCGUAUGCAGAAGGAUGGAUGUUGCCUUUAUGAGUUUAGUAAAUGCAGUUAUGUGACAAAGCGACCAGCUGUGGAAACGAUCUGCACUGCUAACAUUAAGGAAAAACAGCCAUGCAGCGAGAAUUUACAUUUGAUAAAUGCUACUGUAAAUAAACAUAAGCUAAAUGUAUGUCAUUAUGGUCCCAGUUUAUAUGCUAAAUCAUCUAACCAGACUCAUGAUGCUGACUGUAGCGCAACAAAUAAAACAUAUUCCUGUCCAUAUUUAUUUACUCAAAGUGGCUUAAAUACCAUAGCUUCUCAGACAAUCAAUCGACAAAUCACUCUAACCAAGUUUCUUGGUGAUGGGCGGAUUUCAGAUGUUUGGGACGGUAUAUUCAAAGGUGAAGAAGUUAUUGCUAAAGUGUUUCACUCUGGUGCUCGUUUGGCGAAUAACGUCUGGCGCCGGACAAUUUCAUUACAUCGUUCAAUUCUGCUUCGACAUAAAUCAAUUCAUGGGUUAAUGUUUGCUGAUUGGCUUAAUUAUCCCACAGAAAAAUAUCUUUCUACUCUUAAAAAUAACUGUUCAUAUACAACGUCAAUUGUUCCUUCACCAUGUGCUUUGCUUAUCGGUGAAAAAUGCAGUUAUGGUACUUUAAAAGAUCUCUUAUCAAACAAUAUUCCCGAUGUAGUUUCUUGUAAACAUCCAACUGCUUUCGAGAACUGUGAUAUGAUUGGGUAUAUAAAUGAUCACUUUAAUACUGCAUGUAAUUCCGAAGUUACCCGACUACGUAUGCUUAUGGAGAUUGCAAAUAGUCUAGCCCGAGGACUUUGGUUUUUGCACUCAGAAUUUUCUGGUACUCGAGGGAAACCAUCUAUUGCUCAUCGAAAUCUGAAACCAUCAAACAUAUAUAUUCGUUCUGAUUGGUCAUGUUGUAUUGGUGAUAUUGGAUAUGCUGUUCGAUCACCGCCUCCGUGUCCACUUCCUAUUCCUACAGAUCAUUUGUACAGUGUUUAUGAACAGUAUGAGAAUUACCUGAUAAAGCAUACAGAUGUCAGAGGUAAUUCAUGUGGCUUUACUGCAUCCGAAAAGCUCAGUGAUGAUCCUAUACAUAAUAAACGAUCUGCAUACAUUACAUUACAAGAAUAUUUGACGGGUACGGAGUAUAAUGAAUGCUUUCGUGAGAACCGUAGGUCUCUGGAUCAAUACAGUCUUCCAGCUGAAGAUGAAACUUGCAAUUCACUAUUCGAUAAGUUAGAAGUCUUAGACUGGUGGCCUAUAGGUGGACUACAUGCUGGUACACCUCGGUACCUAGCACCAGAGCGGAAUCGCGAUUAGUUCGUAACACUACAGAAAUCUGUGAUUACUGAUUUCAUCAUUUGCUUUUUACAUCGCCGAUCCAAUUUUCACCCUAAUAGGCAACCGAUCGGUGGGCUCAAUCUGAUGCUGGUUGGCAGGAUAUGGUAACACAGAGAUUCACGGAGAAAGAAGAACUUCUGUAUUUGACAUGUGACUUAGGGAUGGCUCCGGUUAUUUGUAAAUUUCUUAACAAACAUUCUAGAAUAACGAAUUUUCCGUUGUAACCGCUGAUGGCAAUUCCCCCCGUCACUUUGAUUCCCAUUUCAACCUCCUUACCGUGAUACGAUUUCACCAUAUGUAUAUAUAUCAAUGCGCAAAAUACUAUGUUGUGUAAAGCACAAAAAUAAUCCAAUGAGCUAUGAUUAAUGCCUCUAUUGAUGUGCACACCCGCUCAAUUUUAGAAGCCUAAAACUCUUGAGAACUGAGGCGUCAAUCUAGACAUCUUAACGGCAGACGAGAAUGUGUGUGUGCGUAAUAUAUUUCAAGAUUAAUACUUAAUAUAAAAGGUAAAUAAAUCUGUUAUACAAUGUCUCAUAUGAAAUUUUCAGCUGUUAUGCAAAUCAAUCAAUCCAUUCUGCUUAGAGUCUUAUCAAAAAUCUGAUAUAUACGCGUUGGCUUUAAUUCUUUGGGAAAUCGUUAGUUGGGCAUUGCCAAAGUCUAUUUGGCCGGGUGUAGAAUCGUCAGAUGCAUCAAGCUCAUUGAACAAAUCUUCAUUCAGAAGGACUCAGUGUUCAGCUGAGGAUGAUUCAAUGAGUUUAAAUCAUUUUCAUUCGUCACACGGAAGUAAAUCAUCAAAUGGUUUUCCGUCUUCAACAGUGUAUUCACCAGUUUACCAAGAUGAAUGGUUUCAGCUAUUAAGCAGACUUGAAUACAGCUGUACAACUGAUGAAUCACAUCGUUUAUUAAACUCGAGGGCUUCAACGGAUGGACAGAUGAAGAAUAAAGAGCCAGAUAUUCACACAAUGAUCCAAUUAGUGUGUGAACAACACUUGAGACCUCGUACACCGACACCCCUUCCAGUCGAAACGAUCAACGGAAUGAUUGGGGUUUGCAGCAGUUCUCAUCCAAAAAUCUUGCCCUUUUGUGAUACUGUGAUGGCAGUACACAUGCAGUUACGUAACACAAACGGCCCCAUCACAUACUUUAGCGCUAAAUAGUUGGCAGCACCAGGCAAGUAGCAAUGAACAGUGACUGAGUGUUUUUUGGCAGUCGUCAGCAUAGCAUAUCUGCAACCUUAUAUAAGCUGAUGUCUACUACAAUCAGAGGCACUAUCACUGGAUGUUCGAGUUCACAACUGAUCUCCUUUAUUACUAAAGUGUGCACGUUGAUUCGUCUCUUGACAGGGAGUCAAAAUGGUGUGUUUAUUUUCGAAGAAAUUACCAGCGGUAAGCGAUGUACUUCUGUCCCAUUUCUUAAUGUAGAUACUCUUAAUAAGUCUUUCAUACGCUCUUCUGUCGAUAUCCUUCCCGAUGUUACAAAUCAUAUUGACA